Gossypium raimondii (Peruvian cotton) is the source of this 384-nucleotide messenger RNA. RefSeq names its product homeobox-leucine zipper protein ATHB-6-like. Gene Ontology annotation, molecular function: sequence-specific DNA binding; DNA-binding transcription factor activity, RNA polymerase II-specific. Gene Ontology annotation, cellular component: nucleus. The record is from RefSeq and is a predicted model, not a curated record. The transcript has a single exon. Lineage: Eukaryota; Viridiplantae; Streptophyta; Magnoliopsida; Malvales; Malvaceae. Gene Ontology annotation, biological process: positive regulation of DNA-templated transcription. The annotation marks the transcript as partial.
CCCAAAUUCGAUGUGUUUAAUUCAGUUGAUUAUGCAGAGGAGAAGAGUUCAAAGAAGCACCAAAUUUACAGUAAGGAAUUCCAGGCUAUGUUAGAUGGUUUAGAUGAAGAAGACAGCUUAGAAGAAGGUGGUCAAGCAACAGAGAAGAAAAGGUGUUUAUCUAUGCAUCAAGUUAAGGCUUUAGAGAAGAAUUUCGAUGUGGGAAACAAGUUAGAACCAGAGAGAAAAGUGAAGUUAGUUGAAGAAUUGGGGUUACAGCCAAGGCAAGUGGCUAUUUGGUUCCAAAACCGACGUGCUCGUUGGAAGACCAAGGUGUUGGAGAAAGAUUAUGCAAUGCUUAAAGCUAAUAGAGAGAAGGAACCUCUUUGGAAGUCUUUUUCCUAA